Molecule: messenger RNA, 228 nt
Organism: Cooperia oncophora
Lineage: Eukaryota; Metazoa; Nematoda; Chromadorea; Rhabditida; Trichostrongylidae
Source: the annotation of a GenBank genome assembly
AUGACCGAGAGUGUGCCUUCAGGAGAGGAAAUGACCGAGAGUGUACCUUCAGGAGAGGAAAUUGACCGAAAAUGUACUUCAGCAGAGGAAAUGGCCGAUGUGCCUUCAGCAGAGGAAAUGACCGGGAGUGAGAAAAAGGCGAAUACCCGUCCAAGAAUGAUUUAUGAAGCAGAAUAUUUACGUCAAAAGAAGGCUGAACUCAGCCGUGAAGGAAGCGAAGGUCGGUGA